Messenger RNA from Nematostella vectensis (starlet sea anemone), 490 nucleotides. RefSeq names its product 60S ribosomal protein L42-A. Gene Ontology annotation, biological process: translation. The transcript has 5 exons. The record is from RefSeq and is a predicted model, not a curated record. Gene Ontology annotation, cellular component: cytosolic large ribosomal subunit; ribosome. Gene Ontology annotation, molecular function: structural constituent of ribosome. Bases 124 to 444 code for a protein of 106 amino acids. Lineage: Eukaryota; Metazoa; Cnidaria; Anthozoa; Actiniaria; Edwardsiidae.
AUUUAAAAUGGCAAUCAACGGAAGCCCUGUGGUAGGUGACCUCGCUUCCAUUCUGGUCGAGCAUUGGAGGGACCUGGCGCCGACAAUUCGUUCUCUUCCCUUCGCUUCUCCUUCAAGAACAAAAUGGUGAACGUUCCGAAGCAGAGAAAGACUUUUUGCAAGGGCAAAAAGUGCAGGAGACAUACUCUGCACAAAGUAACCCAGUACAAGACGGGUAAAGCUAGUCUUUUCGCCCAAGGAAAAAGGCGUUACGACAGAAAGCAGUCUGGAUUCGGUGGUCAAACGAAACCUGUCUUCCACAAAAAGGCCAAGACCACAAAGAAAAUAGUGCUUCGUAUGGAAUGCACACAGUGCAAGUACAGGAAACAGAUGCCCCUCAAGAGAUGCAAGCACUUUGAACUUGGAGGAGACAAGAAACGCAAGGGCCAAAUGAUCCAGUUCUAGGAAGCAAAUGUCAUCAUUUGUACAAUAAUAAAUUGCUUCAUCACAA